Messenger RNA from Larimichthys crocea (large yellow croaker), 2531 nucleotides. RefSeq names its product double C2-like domains, alpha (gene doc2a). NCBI's taxonomy places the organism in Eukaryota, Metazoa, Chordata, Actinopteri, Sciaenidae. Gene Ontology annotation, biological process: exocytosis; spontaneous neurotransmitter secretion; regulation of calcium ion-dependent exocytosis. The transcript has 11 exons. Bases 354 to 1670 code for a protein of 438 amino acids. Gene Ontology annotation, cellular component: synapse; membrane; extrinsic component of synaptic vesicle membrane. The record is from RefSeq and is a predicted model, not a curated record.
AGAGAGACAGAGAGAGAGAGAGAGACAGAGAGAGAGAGAGAGAGAGACAGAGAGAGAGAGACAGAGUUAAUCUAAUACUGGUGAAGUGUGAUUAAAGCUUCAUCACUGCUGACGCUUCAGAUGAAUGUGAAGCUCUGAGGAAAGAAAUUAAACACAGAGAGGACGAAGCAGCCGAGGAGGAGAAAGGGUUAAAAUCCCAAUAUCUCUCUCUCUCUCUCUCUCUCUCUCUCUCUCCCCUCCUCCCUCCUUCCUCCCUCGCUCGCCCGCCUCUCUCCACCUGUUCGUGCGGACCCUCGUGCACAGACCUCCACCUGUUUGUGUUGGAAUCUGCUGCACGCUCAAUCAGAGACUCUAUGACGGUGCGGAGAGGAAAGAAGCUCAGCAUCUCCAUCCAGGAACACAUGGCCAUCGACGUCUGCCCCGGCCCCAUCAGACCCAUCCGACAGAUCUCCGCCUACUUCCCCCGCCUGUCCCCCACCUCCCCCGGCCCCCUCUCCCCUCUCCCUGCCUCCUCCCCUCUGGCCCUCAGCCCUGGCUCCGUGGCCUCCGGGAUGGGUGGGUCUCACCUCCUGUCUCCUCUGCUGGCCCACGGCAGGCCGGGCGGCGGCGGGUCUCUGUCCCAGACCAGCAGCAUGGACACAUCGGUGGAGAUCAACAGCUCCGACAGUGACGACUGCACUGCUCUGGGAACGCUGGAGUUUCAGCUGAGAUACGAGCAGAGCUCCAGCGAGCUGCAUUGCACCAUCCUCCGGGCCAAGGGUCUGAAGCCGAUGGACUUCAACGGUUUGGCCGACCCGUACGUCAAACUUCACCUGCUGCCUGGAGCCUGUAAGGCCAAUAAGCUGAAGACGAAGACGAUUCGUAACUCUCUGAAUCCGGUGUGGAAUGAGACACUAACUUACGUCGGCAUCACAGAAGAAGACAUGCACAGGAAGACGCUCAGGUUGACUGUCUGUGACGAGGAUAAGUUGACUCAUAAUGAGUUGAUUGGAGAGUCCCGGGUUCCUCUGAAACGGGUCAAACCCGACCAGACGAAACAUUUCCACACCUGCCUCGAGCACCCGCCCCCGCUGCCGUCUCCUACGGCCAUGGGUGAAGCCCUCCGAGGAAUAUCCUGCUACCUAAGAGAGUGGGAGAACGAGCAGCUGCACAGCCUGGAGGAGAGAGGACGUCUUCUUCUGUCCCUGCAGUUUCUGCCUCCGCUCAGUUUGGAGGACAAAGACAUAGAGGGAGGAGGAGGAGGAGGAGGAGGAGGUGAAGGACGUCGCAGCGGAGGUCUCUGUGUGGGUGUGAGGCGCUGUGCCCACCUGGCAGCCAUGGACGUCAACGGAUUCUCUGACCCCUACGUCAAAAUAUACCUGAAGCCUGACAUAGAGAAGAAGUCCAAGCACAAAACAUCCGUGAUGAAGAAGACCCUCAACCCUGAAUUCAAUGAGGAGUUCUUCUACGAGAUCUCUCUGUCCGAGCUCGCCAACAAGACGCUGGAGGUGACGGUGUGGGACUACGACCUGGGACGCUCCAAUGACUUCAUAGGUGGCGUCUGUCUGAGCUGUCACUCGCAGGGCGACGCCCUCCGUCACUGGAUGGACUGCCUGAAGAACAAGGGCAGGAGGGUGGAGCGGUGGCACAUCCUGACCAACGAGCUGCCACGAACCGUCAGCCACGACUAAACCACGUCCGCCGUCACAUGGUUCACGUGGUUACUUCAGGGGACGGACGCCUUCACCGCGGGAAUCAGCAGAAGCCGAGAGGGAAAGUGUAUUAUAAGAAGAGCCACCAUGACGGGCGGAGAGCCGGGCGGAGCCGGAGCAGCAUGGUGGUGUGCCUUCAUUAUCGAUCAUCCCGAAGAAGAAGCUCGUCGGCUGCAUCACACCCGCACUCAGCUCGACCCGAGGCGGUCUCCGUUUCUUUCUGUUUUGUAAAUCACGUUCUGUGCUAUGAUCAGAAUUUAUGUUUUAUUGGUGUCACGACGCCGCCUGUCUGCAUGAUCCAGUCAGAACCGAGAGCUCAGAACAAACACAGAACUUCUUCUUCUUUCCAUCACAUGCCAGCCUCUGCUUCUGACUGACAGAAUAUAAAUGACAAACGUAAAAUAACGCGCUGGAGAAAAGUCUUCGAAUGAUCUGGAUAAAACAUUUGAAACGUUUCCCCGGCAGCUAGAAAUGGCGUCUCAUCCGACGUAGUUGUUUCUUGUCUCAUUUUCAGUUUCAUAUUUUUUAUCCAGAAUGUUUGAUCGAUUUUUUUGAGGAUUCGACAAAACCAAAUGUAAUUUGGAUUCUUUAACGGCUAAAUUCUACCGGACACGGGACGUCCAGAGAACGUGCACCAGACUUUAACAUGGUCAGAUCUGGUCAUUUUUCUGGUUUACGUGUACGUAGCACGUUUACACAGACUCGUGUCUGUACACGCAAUGAAAACUAUCGGCUACAGCAAUUUAUUGACAUUACACAUAAAAUCAUAUGUGCUUAAUUUGGCUGAAUUAUAAAAGGUAUAAGUGGUAACAUGAAGAGCCGGCUCUUCUUCUGAGUCAA